UUCGGAGCGAAAGGACGCAAUAGCGGCAACCAAAAACUAGAGAAAAAUAAUAUAAAUACAAGUUCAGCGCCACAACUUGACAGCGGCAACGGCAACGACAACAGUGAACGUGGAAAAUAAUAACUGAAAACUAUAUAGGUAUAUGCGGUGUUUAUUGUGAUUGCGACACACGUGAGAAUUAAACGGCUCUGCAAGGACCCUUGGAUUACCUUGCGGGCCAAACAACAACACCAAGAACACAACCAGAACAGCACAGUAGAAGAAAACAAUCAAACAAAGAGCAAGAUAAAAAAAGGCGGCCAAGUGGAAAGAGUGGUGCAGACAAAACAAAAAGUGAGUACAAAGACGCCCGCCGGCAACAGGCAGAGCUGUGGCGCUGCAGCCGCAGAAAAUGGCCGCAGUAGCAGCUGAAGUAGCAACAGAAAUAGCGACAACAACAACCACAGCAAUAGCAACAGCGACAGCAACAACUGCAGCAACAUAUUGACAAACUGAUUGAAUGAAUGAGAAGAGCAGCAACAGCGGCGACGGCUGCGCGGAUUGCUGAAGUUGUUGACGACGACGAUGAUGAUGAUGAUGAAGACGAUGAAGCCGAGCAGCCAAAACUACGACACAACAAUGCCAAUGCCAAGUGCCAACAACAAAAGCGGAAAUUAAGUGCCAAAGGCAACGACAGCAACCGCAACGAAGCAAAAUCAAAACUAAAUUUACAUAACAAAACAAGCAGUAGCAGCAGAAAGCACAGAAAACGAGACAAGAAGCAUAAUCAAAAUAUACAGCCGCAGCAGCAGCAACAGAAACUCAAGCAACAGCAACAGCAACAGCAACCAACAACCGCAACAUGGCAAUCGCUGCAGUGGGCAGCAGCAGCAGCAGCCAUUGUGGGCGUGGCCCGGCCAGCUUGUGGUUGAUUUGGCUGCUGUUGGCAGCACCAGCAUAUGCGGCGCCGGCAAAGACAGCAACUGUUGCUGAAGUGACAAUAGCAGCAACAGCAGCAGCAGCACCAGCAACAGCAACAGCAACAUCAAAUGUAGCAACAGCAGCGCAACAGCUGCAAAUAGGCGUUGAAGGCGAUACGCCCACAUUGAUUGCAACUGGCAGGCAGCAACAUGUCAGCCAGGCAACCACAAAAGCAGCAACAACAAUCUCUACGACAACAACAAUACCAUCAACAACAACAUCCACGACAACAACAACAACAACAGCUGCACCAGCUGCAAUCACAACUGCGAGUCUGACAACAGCAACAAGCAUUGCCAGCAACAGCAGCAGCACUGCAACAGCAACCAUAGCAGCAACCUCCACAACUACAACAACAACAACAGCGAGCAGCAACCAUUUGCCGGAGUCGGUGGUGCAGUUGCUCGAUCUGGAAGUGACUGCAGCGCCACCUCAGAACAAAGGACACGACGGCCUCAAGCUGACCAAAAAGAAGCAGCUGCAACAGCAACACUUCCACGCCACCAGCACGUCACCAGCAGCAGCAACAGCAACAGGAACAGCAACAGGAAUGCUGCUGCCGGUGGCCAAUGGCUAUUUGGGACCCAUUUUCAUGGGCGAAAAGACAUUCAGUGUGGUGCAUCCACUAAAAAAGCCGCAACCAGCACAAGAAGAGGAGCAACCAAAGGUGGAUACGGAGUCGAUUGAGUCGCAGCUGCGCGAAGGACGCAUUGUUGAGAUUCUGGCGCCAACAGCGUUGCUCGAGAGCAGCACAACAACAACCAGCAGCAGCAGCAGCAGCAGCCCGAUAACUGACAGCAACAGCAACAGCAACAACUUGGGCAGCAGCACUUCAACAACCACCACAAGUCGCCCAAUUUUGCCGCAUGCAAUGCUCUCGACAACCGUUUUCCAAGUGCCCGAACAGCAGCAACCACAACAACCGACAGCCGCAACAACAACCACAACCACAACAACAACAACAACAACAGCGAGCAGCACUCGCUUGCCAUUUGUGGCUGCUGUUGCUGAAAUAAGUGCGGUGCAAGCAACAGCACCGCGCACUGAAUCCAAAAUCUCCGACAUACAAAUCGAGGUCUACGACUCGACGGUGGAUUCGAUUGUGGCCUCCACGAAUUUCCGGGAUAAUCAAGGCUAUUAUCCGUUGCCCCUGGAGCCAGCGAUGGGCACCACAAAGCCACCGCCAAGUUCGCCGGUGGUGCAAGAGCGUUUCACCCAAUACGUGAUCGAUCGAGCGGAUGUCUCCACACAACCCGCUGAGCCAGGGAUGGGAAAACCGGAGCCAGCGGCGAUUGAGAUACACAUCAAUGUGUCGGAGGCCUUUGGCAGCGAGAGCGAAGAUCUCGAGUUCUCGUAUCGCCAGCCAGCGAAUAAGCCAAGCAAAUCAAAUGAUGAGAUACUUGUGGUCGAGAUCAUUGACAGCAGCACCGAGAACAUUUCGUCGAGCGCCAGUUCCGAGCAUUUGUUCAACUAUCCGGGAGCAUCGCAGCCACAGCCAGCGGUGAGGCCACCGCAAACGCAGGAUGCAACCGACGAGCUGUUUAUGGCGGAUCGUGGCAAUGGUUUGCCGCGACCACCGCAUCCGCCACCGCCGCCACCGAUGCCGCGCAAACCGAGCAUCGAUCGGGACUCCGAUACGAUAUUCUAUAUCUCCAACACAGAGGUGAAGGUGGGCGAAUCCCUGCCCACCGCCAGCAGCAGCAGCAGCAGCAGCAACAGCAACAACGAGCAGCAGCAGCAACGCAAACUGCAGCUGGAGAAUCAAUUCUUUCCGGCCAGCUACAUUAUGGAGCAACAACAGCAACAGCAGCAACAACAACAGCAGCAGCAACAGAAGCUGCAGCGUAGCUCCUCCGAGGACAUUAUACUUUCACCGCUUCACAACACCGCCGAUGCGCUGAAGAUAUUGAGAAGUCCGGCCAUGUCUGGGGAUGGGGCUCCGCCCUUGGAUGUGACCUAUGUGGGGGAAUCGGUCAUUGAGGUGGAGCAACAAGCGUUACCCUCAACACAGCAGCCGCCGCUGAUGGUCGCCAGCGUUCAACCGCAAGCGGACAUCAUUAUACAGCCGGCGGUGUUGCCGGAUCUGGCGAUUGGAGUGCCUGUAAUUGGUGAGCUGCCGCCACAGAUUGAGCUCAAGGAGAUCGACUAUAUGCCCGGCGAGCUCUUGGGCCAGAGUCAGGGUGGCAUCUAUGAGAAUGACAUCGAGAGUAAUAGCUUGGGCAUGGGCAUGGGCAUCGGUCAACCGGAUCCCGAUGUCAUCGAGAGUUCCAUUCAAUACGGUGGGGAUUUGAUCGAUGAUGGCGCUGGCGGUGGCUUCGAUGGCGUCGAGGGUUCGUAUCCCUUCGAUAGUCCCGCGCAUCGCUUGCAACAGCAUCAGGUCAACGGACAUCGCUACAGUCAUUUGCAUCGCGAACAGUUGCCGGUCGCCGAGCUCCUGAAUGCCACGUUGCAGCAACAGCACAACAACGACAGCGGCAACAUCUCGGAACUGGGCGGCGCUUCGGCCAUGGCACCGUUGCAGCAUGGCGGAGCUCAGUUCUUCGAGACACACACCAGGAAUCCCUCAAUGUCGGAGCAACCAGCAGGUUAUUUCAAUCUCAUUGCUGUCUCGGUGGGUCUCAUCAUUGUUGUGCUCGCCGCUGGACUCUUGACCUCCAUGUAUUGUGCAGUUCGUUAUUUCUUGAACAAGAAUGCGACUUCGAGUGCCGCUGGCGAUGACAGCGAACAGGGCCAGGGACAGGACUCAAAGCAAGAGGAUAUUUCGCGCAACGCACGCGAAACCAAAAUGCACACAGACAAGGACGGUGUCUUUGUGGUGGAAGUGGCACGUGGCAUCGACUCCAAACAGCCACCCGAUAGUCCAGCUGCAGCCGCUGCAGCAGCUGCUUCCGCUGACAUCACCGAGCUGCCCUUUGACACUUCGAACAGCAAUGGCGGGCUGAAGCAAUCGCCGGCGGCUUUGGAGAAUCGCUCGUUGCCACCGAAUCACGAACAGGUGCAGAUCCAUGCACCGCCCAGCGACUUUACCAAUCCCUUGCCCACAGGUGGAACAGCAGCAGCUUCCGCUGCUGGUUUGCAUCUCAUUGAGGAGGAAACACUUGCGGCCGAUGAGGAGGCAAUGAUGUUGCCCGAGUCUCAGCCAUUGCAAGCCACGGCUGCCACGGGUUUGUCGCAAUCGGAUUUGAGUUCCACAUCGUCGAGUGAUUCGAACAAACGUUACUCGUAUGGCAACCAGGAGCUGUAUGUCAUCGAUCAGCCCGGUUAUGUGACUAAUGCGCCAACGGUGAUUAGCAUUCCACUGCUGGUCAGCGAAGAGACAGCAGUUGAGGAACAGCAGCAGCCACAACAGCAAUCGCCAGAGCAACAGCAAAAGAAAGAGGAGCUAGAGAAGCAGCUUAAGGAGCAGCAGCAGACUACUGAGCAAAGGGAGCAAAGGGAGCAAAGGGAAGACAAGUCAGAGAUGCAAAAGGAAGCAAAGUCAGAGUUGCAAAAGGCAGCUGAGGAAUUAGAGCAGCCAAAGGAAGCAAAGUCAGAGCAGCCUAAAGGAAAGCAGUCUGAGCCUAAGAAGGAGCAGUCGAAUGAGCAGGCAAAGGAAGCAAAGUCAGAGCAGCCUGAACCUAAGAAAGAGCAACAGAUUGAGCUGACAGAGGAGCAGACAAAGCUAGCAUCGCCAAAUGACAUUGAGCAGCAGUCAGAGCUGAACAUAACUGACGCAGAAGUCAGAACUCCGAAAAUGACUGACGAGCAAGAGCUAGAAGGCAAGACAGCAGAGGACAAAGAAGUUACUGAGGAAGCUCCUAAGACAGAGACACAAGAAGAGAAGCAACAGGAAACUUCUGAGAUAGAGACUCAAGAGAAGAAGCAACAGGAAACUUCUGAGAUUGAGACAUCUGAGGAGACGUCAAGAGAAGCGCCAAAGGAAGAGAAUGAACUGGAAACUCCGCAAAAGAAUGAAACUCAACAACAGAAUGAACUAGAGACUCAGCAAGAUAAGAAACUGGAACUGAUUCAACAAAAGCCUCAAAGCGAAGCAGAGCUGCCAGCAGAGGAGCAACCGAAGCCAGAGCUAAUUGGGGAAGCCGAGUGUAGCUACGAUAGUUUGAUGAGUCUGCCGGAACCGCCGACAAACGAAGAGAUUAUGAACGAGGAGCUCAACGAUUACGCGCUAAUGGAAUCGAAUCAAUUGGAUUCGCUGCCACCGCCACCGCCACCGCCGCCAGCAGCAGCAGCAGCAGCAGCCGUGAUCAAUGACAAUGGUCACAAUAACCAUAAGGAGCUGCCACCUCUGAGCAAUGGGAAGUCAGAUCAAGGCGGACCAGGAACAGACGCAGAGCCAUCGACAUUGACGCCACCCGCCUCGCCGCCAGCAUCGCCAACAGCAUCGGCCACAGCAUCGUCAACAGCAACAGCAACAGCAACAGCUUCGCUUUGCGGUGGCGGUGCUCUCAGCAAUGGCAUCCAUGCGGUGGCUGUCAAUGGCAGUUAAGAGCAGACCGACACACACAAAUUGAUGAUGGAAGGAGGGAAAAAAAACCAAAAAGGUAAGCUCGAAAUGAAAUAGUGCACUACAUUUUAAGAGGAUGUGUUUUUUUUUAAUAUUGCGUGUAUAUUGAGGAUGCGAAAUGCAAGAAAGGCAUUCAAUUCGCCGCAAUCCUUUCGCGCCUCAAUGAAUGUUUAGGCUAGGCUAAGGGCAAUAGGCUGGCAAUAAGCCUAAUCUAUGAUAAUACGAAAAGAAUACAACCAAAUAUUUAUAUUAAUAAUAAUGAUAUACUAUUUCAAUUUUUCCACUUAACUGUUUGUUGAUUUUCAAAAUAUUGAAACAAAAACAAAAAUCACAAAAAAAAAACAAAUGAUAAUAUUUAAGAACAAUUCAAAUUCCGAUUAAUAUAAAUAAAUCAUAAUUAAUUGUUUGUCUAUUUGCGGCUGGCGCCAAAUCCCCGAAAAAGAAAAAACAAAAGAAGCGCUGGCCAACACUGCUAUUUCAAUGUCUAUCUACAAACUACGAAAACGAAAAAACAUUUGAAUAAAUAUAUAUGAAAAAGAGAGAAACAACAAAACAAAUAAUAAUAAUAAUAACCACCCUCUACCAUACCAUAGAGCUCUCCCCACCUCCCCGUCACAAUGUGGUAUAAUCGUACGACAUAUUCAACAAAAACCAAAAAAGCGAAAAAUAAAAUACCGAAACGAUACGAAAAAUCAGCAUAAAUACAUAUAUUCUAUAAUAACUAUGAAUCUACAUACAAAUAGAUACAUACGAAAUUGCGAACGAAAAACCAAUUCAUAAAUUUAAUUCCCGCAACUGCAGUCUCUUUAAAAUGAUCUCAAACAACCUAAACUACGCCAACGUGCUCAUUGAACUCAGCUAACAAAAGUCGCUUAGCUUGCUAAAUUGGCACAAAGACUUCAACAAGUGUUGAGAGUGAAAAACUUGAAAUCUUUUUGAGAUGCAAACACACUAAUGAAUUCAUUUAUUAUAGAAACAAUAGAACUACAACUUAAAUGUAGUAUUCGUAGCAUCAACAUCAUUUUUGAAAUCGAAGUGAACUUAGUUAGCUUACGCGUUUGAGCAGUAGAACUUUUUUUAUACAGGCUUUUUGAAAUCCACUCGCACACAGACACACAGAGACACAAUUUCGUAUUUAGUACGGCAACUAACCCAAUGAACUCAGUUAUCUUAGCAGCUGCGCAGUUGAAAUUUGGUAUGUAGACUAGAAUUGGUCAUGUCAAGCAAAAUGCAAAAUCUUUUUGAAAUCAAUGCAACAGUUUUUUCGUUAGAUAGACAGAAAGCCAAAAGUCGCAAGCGGACAUAGCGCAUUUACAAGUCGUGCGAUUGCGACUUUAUAACACCGAUUUAUAUACAUAUAUAUACUUUCAAACAUUUAUUUAACGUGACAAGUAAUCAAAUGUGCCGAAAUUUACACAGAAGAAGAACAACAACAACAACCAAACAACAACACACACAAUUUACAAUAACAAAUUUAUACAAUAUACUUAUGAACUUUACUUAUACUACAACAUACAACUGAGUAAAAUACAACUUGUGUAAUCUUUUAAGCAAAACGAAAAAAACGAAAAAAACAGAUAAUUAGUAACUAGAAAAAUAGUUUCACAUACUAAACUAAAAUACAAACAGAAAGAGGACUUCAAAUUCAAAGUAAUUAAUACGAAAAAAAAAAUGGAGAAAAAACAUUAAAUAUUAACUAUAUAUGAAUGUACUAUGUAUGGCUAAGAUAAACAAUUAAAUGAACAAAACGAAGAACGAAGAUAAAAUUGAAUACUUAGUGAAAAGCAAAAUCAAAUAAAUGAAUUAUAGACGAAAGAUUAAGAUCGAACUCUUUAAAUAGUCGUAAAAUCGAAUAUUUAUUAAAUGCAAGUCAAGAUUUCAAUAUGAGAAAAAACCAAAUUGAUAAGAUUAUAAUAAAAUAAUAUAAUAUAAUAAAUGGUAAAAAAUGAUAGAUGAAAGAAUAAUGCGUGAACUGCAAGUGACGCGUAUUUUAUACAAGUAGAAAAUUCUAUGCAAUACCCAAAGGAUAUAGCAAGUUAUAUAUACACAAGAUCGGUUCAGAUCGGUUGAUUUUAAGUUUCUCUUUAAGUUUCUCAAUUUUCUCAAUUGUUGAUUCCGAUGAUUGUUUCAAUUGUUUUAUUGACAAUUUGUUUUUUUCUUUUGUUGUUUGUGUCUUUCAUCAGAUGCAACAACGAACGAUGAAUUAUUGGAUAUGAAUAUAUAUAUAUAUAUAUACAAAUAUGAACUAUAAUACUAAAAUAUGAAAUACUUAUAUAAUCAUACAUAGAACUAACUCUAAGCGAGUGUAGUUAAACAUUUUUUUUUGUAUUAAGAAACGCCAAAAAAAGAAUAUUACGAAAAACCCAAAAUAAAUUAUGAAAUGAUGAAAAUGAAAAUGCGAAUGCGAAUGGAAAACACAGAAAACAGAAUAAGUAAAUGUGAUUGUUAUUUAACUUAAGUUACGAUUAAAUUGAAUAAUUGAUAUGUGUGUGAAUGUCUGUAAGGUAUGCCAAAAAAACAUAUAUAUAUAAAUAUAUAUAUAUAUAUAUAUAUCUAUAUAUAUAUAGCCAAGAAAAUAGCCAAAACAAAAAAACACACGAAUGAUGCAAAACGAAGCCCAAGAAUGGAACAGUAAAAGCUGAAAAACAUGAAUAUGGUAACUACGCGAAUGUAAGGCUACUAAGCGAGCAUGACAUAAUGUCAACCUGCGAUCGGAAAAUAAAGAAUAACAUGAAAUUCAAUAU
Messenger RNA from Drosophila nasuta, 8208 nucleotides. RefSeq lists its product as uncharacterized. The record is from RefSeq and is a predicted model, not a curated record. Lineage: Eukaryota; Metazoa; Arthropoda; Insecta; Diptera; Drosophilidae.